Messenger RNA from Somion occarium, 2746 nucleotides. Lineage: Eukaryota; Fungi; Basidiomycota; Agaricomycetes; Polyporales; Cerrenaceae. The record is from the annotation of a GenBank genome assembly.
CCAUACUUUGACGUCUCAUAAAAUACUCACUACCCUAAUUCCUCUCAGGCUUUUCCACCACUCAACUACGUGAACAAGUUGCACCGAGGACUGUUUGAGGAAGACGAUGAUAGCCAGCAUACUCGAUGCACCUUCCUGAAGAACUUAUAGUCCUCUUUACUAGAUUCGCAUCUCACCCUGUCAUACAGCAAAUCGCACCGUUCGUCGUCCUUGUGCUUGUUCCUUUCCUGGUCUUGGUCGGUCAAGCGCACAUUGUCUCGCUAUUUGACUCAUUGUCCAUGGCCUUGGAAAAUCUCUCAUUUAUUCUACCCUGGAAUUGGUCUUUUGGAAAUGCAUCUAAUUCUUCAGGACGAAGGAAGCCUAGAAACAAACUUGUGCGCACCCGAGCAGAACAAAUAGGCCUGACCGGAGAUGCUAUCGGGAAGAACGAGAAUGGCCUUGAAGAUGGGGGUUACUACCCUGGGAUUGUGAACAUCUCUGGGACGUACUGUUUUAUGGAUUCCACGCUUCAAGCUAUGGCAUCCCUGUCGUAUCUUCUGCCGUACAUAGAAGAAAUACAUUCUCAAGCGGAAGCCUUGGAUGUACCUACACCGGUUAUUGAUGCCCUACGGGAUAUUAUUCACACACUGGACCGUCCUCAGCGCUCUCCUUAUGCAAUUCGGCCCAUUGAAAUGAUCGAUGCAUUAGCCCGACAUUCACAAGGGAAGCACAAUUCACUGUUCUCUUCACGCGAACAUCAGGAUGCGCAGGAGCUAUUCCAGCUCAUCUCAGAGUGUAUCAAGACCGAGGCAGCUGCAGUUGACAAGGAGAGCUAUCGCGAUCGAGGACUUGGCGGGCUUUCUCAUGGCUCACCGCAAACCAACCGAGACCUUGGAAAGAGCGUGUUCGAUGGCCUGACUGCGAACCGACGUAGCUGCAGAGAAUGUGGCUACACUGAGGCCGUUAUGCAUUUCGCCUUCGAUAACUGGCAGCUUACGGUGCCCCGCGUAUCUUCGUGUCAUCUUCAGGAUUGUUUGAGUGACUACACUCGAAUAGAAAUUCUCGAGGAUUGCAUCUGCCGCAAAUGUUCAAUGAUCUUCACAUACAAGAAACUUGAGGAAGAAGCCGAGAGACUCACUGAAGCUGCCGGAGCCCAUGAAGCUUCGCCUUCUAAGAAAAAACGUGCACGAGAAGCCCGAAAACUAGCUGCUCGGGUUAAAGCUGCACUAGAUGAGGGCAGGAUAGAGGAGGACAUCAGAGGUGUGAAGAUGGAGAAGGUCCUCAGUCGAGAAUCUACUAAGCAGGCUAUGAUCGCUCGGCCACCACCAGUCCUAGCUCUGCAUCUUAAUCGUUCAAUGCAUUGGGGCCAUUACGCAACUAAAAAUACCUGUCAUAUUUUCUUCCCUGAACUUCUCGACCUGAGUCCUUACACUACAUCUGGCAAACUCUCCACGAUACCGGACAAGCCGAUAUCCGAGCAGGGCCCCUUCAUUCCACGAUCUACGACGCCAACACCGGCGACUUACGCUGCCCCUCGCGUUCUGUACCGUCUAUCUGCCAUAGUGUGCCACUAUGGCCAACAUUCUUUUGGACAUUAUGUGUGCUACCGAAGGAAACCACGGCCGAUGUCUUCUGGGGCGAGACGAUUUGCACCGCCAAAGCUAGUAUGUCCAUUAGGCUGUACCUGUGAGAAGUGCCAGAUGUAUGGACCUGUCCGCGAUGAGGCCGAAGAUGGAGAGGAGAAAUUGAUUCCUUCCCGGAACGUACCUGGUCGAGGUUGGUUACGAAUCAGUGACGAGUCCGUACAAGAGGUCGGUCUGGAGACCGUUUUACGUGAAGGCUCGGGAGCGUUCAUGCUUUACUAUGAACGGGUGCUACAACCGGGUGUAUACAUCUCGCCUUCACCUCGGGGUUCAGAGGAGACACUUAAGCCGAAGAUGAACAGUUCGAACGCUUCGCUACAUAGCGUUCUCACUGAUGGGACCAAGACCGAUGAGGCCGUUGAGGAGAAGAAAUCGGUUCCCAAGGUGAUUGGUCCUAGAGUUGUUCGGAAUGUGUCGACACAGAGAUCAAGAAGCUCUUCUGCUUCGCCUCCGAAUCAGCCUUCGGUGUUGAGUUCUGGAUUACCACAUCCGCUCGCGAGUGUUCAGGAAGACAAGACUUCCAGGCCACUUCAGAACGGGGUCUCUUCACAUACUCCACCAAAAGCAGAAGCAUCGUUACCACCAAUUGCACCAUCACCGACGAAGAAGGCAAAAACUUCACCUCUUCAGCACAACACACCACCUACUGAGCUCCAUAUAUUAUCGCCGACACCGGUACGCUCUUCGUCUACUGAAGCGCAUCCGUUGUCCUCAACCUCAUCAUCUCCACCUGCCAGACCCCCUCAGCGCGCGAAGUUGGUGAAACCUCCUCCAAUUCGAGAACGAGCGGCCUCUCGAUCAGCACGAACGGUCGAUCUUCGGGCGUAACGCCAUAACCUUACAGUCCUAGAGCCUUUACAGGAAGCAGGCACAUCUUCUCUAUUCUGUUUGCGCAUGUUGUACAUUAGUAUCUUACCCUGUAGCUUAGUAUCCUUAAACUUCUAUUUUUUCGAGUACUCAUUGUCGCCACGCUUUUGGAUUUAGUCGCCCUGCACUUGACCGUUCUCCACUCAGCCCAUUGUAUUCCAACUAAACGCAAUAUACACACAUCCUACAGGUCCUCCAGAAAAAAUCCCAUCCUAAAUAACUGAACCACCCAAAUACUUAUAUGUACAAUCCACUCC